ACACAAAGCGUUUCCUCUCUCACCAACAACUCUCUCCCUCUCUACAUUUGAUUGCUUUGGUUUAGUUACUAGCUACUUAUUCCAUCUACAUUUUUUUCAUGGAAAAAUCCCCAGAGACGGAGCACCCAGUGAAGGCCUUUGGAUGGGCAGCUAGAGAUUCCUCUGGAGUCCUCUCUCCAUUCAAAUUCUCCAGAAGGGCCACUGGAGAGAAAGAUGUGAAAUUCAAGGUGUUGUAUUGUGGGAUCUGUCACUCUGAUCUUCACUUUCUCAAGAACGAAUGGGGAUUCUCUAUGUAUCCUCUCCUCCCAGGGCAUGAGCUUGUGGGCAUAGUUACUGAGGUGGGUAGUAAGGUACAGAAGUUCAAAGUUGGAGACAAAGUUGGUGUGGGUUGUUUGAUCGGAACAUGCCGCUCAUGCGACAACUGUGCCAAUGAUCUCGAGAGUUACUGUCCUGAAAUGGUACUCACUUACAGCACCACUUACUAUGAUGGAACAGUCACGUAUGGUGGUUACUCUGAUAUCAUGGUUACUGACGAACACUUCGUGCUUCACUGGCCGGACAGCCUGCCUCUCGAUGCUGGUGCUCCUCUCCUGUGUGCCGGGAUCACGACUUACAGCCCCCUGAGAUAUUUUGGACUUGACAAGCCAGGUAAACAUGUGGGCGUGGUAGGUCUAGGAGGUCUCGGCCACGUAGCUGUGAAGUUUGCAAAGGCUUUUGGGGCUGAGGUGACGGUCAUCAGUACAUCCCCUAACAAGAAAAAAGAAGCCGUUGAACAGCUAGGGGCCGAUGCAUUUCUGGUUAGCCGAGACUCGGAUCAGAUGCAGGCUGCUAUGGGCACAAUGGAUGGUAUCAUUGAUACUGUUUCUGCGGAUCACUCUAUUUUACCGUUGAUUGGACUUUUGAAGUCGAAUGGAACGUUGGUCUUGGUUGGUGCACCACCGAAACCACUUGAGCUACCAGUGAUGCCUUUGCUUAUGGGGAGAAAGAUUGUAGCUGGUAGUAGCACUGGGGGGAUAAAAGAAACGCAAGAGAUGCUCGACUUUGCAGCAGAACACAACGUAACGGCUGAUGUUGAGGUCAUUCCAAUGGACUAUGUGAACACUGCUAUGGAUCGUCUUGAAAAAGCUGAUGUUAGAUACCGUUUUGUCAUCGACAUUGGCAACACUUUGAAAGCUCCUUUGUCCUAGACAUGUAGCUCCUGAAUUUUUUUUUUUUCUUCUGAAGAUGUUUCAUGGUCAGACAACGGAUGGAUGUUAGUAUCUAUGUUUGUAUAUGGUCAUCUUCUAUUGUUGGUCUCUCAAUAAAUCUGCAGUGUCAGAUUUCAUUUGGAACAAAUUCGGUUUUGUCUA
Messenger RNA from Cornus florida, 1349 nucleotides. Its product is annotated as 8-hydroxygeraniol dehydrogenase-like. Gene Ontology annotation, molecular function: cinnamyl-alcohol dehydrogenase activity; zinc ion binding. The record is from RefSeq and is a predicted model, not a curated record. Gene Ontology annotation, biological process: lignin biosynthetic process. The transcript has 5 exons. Lineage: Eukaryota; Viridiplantae; Streptophyta; Magnoliopsida; Cornales; Cornaceae. The coding region runs from base 99 to 1187 and encodes 362 amino acids.